AUGAGGACAUUAUUCAGGACGAGAGGUCAAGCACAGAUUAUUCAGGACGAGAGGUCUCUCACUGCUCAUGAAAAUGAGGACAUUAUUCAGGACGAGAGGUCUCUCACUGCUCAUGAAAAUGAGGACAUUAUUCAGGACGAGAGGUCUCUCACUGCUCAUGAAAAUGAGGACAUUAUUCAGGACCUAACAAAAAGGAAGACGCAUCCAAACUCCUAUGUGGAAUUAUCAAUUGACAAGAAGACCCAGAAAAGCAAGGUGGUGCAUGCAUCCAAAGACCCAGUAUGGGAGGAGGGGUUCACAUUCUUUGUGCACAAUGUGGACAACCAAGUGCUCAACGUCCAGGUGAAGGAACCUGAGAGUAAGUCCGUACUGGGCUCAGUCUCCCUGCCUCUGACUCGUCUGAUGAACACGUCGGACCUGGUCCUGGACCAGCGCUUCCAGCUGGAACGUUCUGGAACCAACAGCUUCCUCAAGAUGAAGGCCACACUCAGGAUCCUAAAAUUAGAGAAAGCAGAACCAAAGCCUGAGGUGGUGGUCCCGCAGCCCCUGCAACCAGCACCCCAGAAUCGGCAACGCCAGCCGCAGGCUGCCCAGUCAGGACCCGUGCCCCCGUCACCGGCCCCAGCGGCCAGCGCCUCCAACGGCCUCUACCCCGACUACAACUCCCACCGGCGGGGCUCCGCCUGGCCCUACGAGGGGUCUCAGACGGCCCCAUCCACCCCAUCAAUGCGCCGCUUCGACUCGCACAGCCUGCUGUCUGACAACUCCAUCGCCUCCUCCCGCAUGGACCUUGUGGAGGCACUCCCUUACCCAGACGCCAUACUGAAUCACACUGGAAGCUUUGGGGAGAUUCAGCUGACUAUAAAAUAUGCUAAACUGAGACAGAAACUCGUUGUCCUAGUGAACUCCUGCAGGGACCUGGUCCCCUGCUCGGAGAAUGGCUCUGACUCUUAUGUGCGAAUCUAUCUGCUGCCAGACCAGACGUGGAGGCACCGCAUGAGAACUCCGGUCAAGAAGAGGACCGUGAACCCAGUCUUCGAGGAGAAGUUUGAGUUCUCUGUAUCGCUGGAGGAGGCCAAGACCAGGAAGUUGGACGUGGCUGUGAAAAACAGCAGAAUGUUCCACGCCCGAGAGCGUAAGGAAAUUGGAAUGGUGCUCAUUGAUUUAUCCGGCCUUGACAUGACCAUGGGCUCCACAGAAUGGUAUGAGCUUACCCUGCCAGGGCUGAAGAAAACCUAGUUAGUUGGAGGAACCAUUUCUCUACAUGGUUGUCCUCAAAACGGAGCAGCUGCCUUGAGGUCAAAUAGAGUAUAAGAAAUGAUAGAGACAUUCACAAGACUGGUUAUUUUAUGGACAUGAUGAAGUUUGUGUGAGUGUUUAAUGUGUUGUCACUUUUCUAAUGACAGAUGAAGUGUCUCUAAGCACUCUUUUGGAUUAAUUUGGCAAGAGUUGCACUCUGUAAAGGUCAAACUGUGGUUCUUGUGUUCAGUAGAUGAGGUCACAUCUACUCAUCAUCUGAUGAGGUCAGUACAUGAUCUGUACCAUACAGUAUGUGUGUGCACUGGACUGUGAGCCAAAGUAAAUGCAAAGGUCAAUUUUUUUAUAUCUAAAAAUGAUACAUUCUGGUACAUCCAAGGGACAAAUCAGUCCACUACUUAGUGGGAAAGCUUCGAUCUUGUGCAAAAGAUCUUGUGCAAAAGAUCUUGUGCAAAAGAUCUUUGCACUAAACUUCUUUAAGUCAUAGCACACGGGUAUUUUGCCAUUUGCCAAAUUUGUCUGCCAUUUUGUGUGUCACUGUAAGCCUGUAGGUUACUUCUCAGGAGGUGGUUGAGGAGUUUCCAAACUAUGUUAUGUAAGUUUGGCAUCACAUAUUUAACAACAGUAAAUAUUUCUUGUAAAAUGAGAUAUAAAAUCUUUGAAUAAAAACAUCUAUAUUGUU
Molecule: messenger RNA, 1939 nt
Organism: Alosa alosa (allis shad)
Lineage: Eukaryota; Metazoa; Chordata; Actinopteri; Clupeiformes; Clupeidae
Gene: esyt3
Product: extended synaptotagmin-like protein 3
Exons: 10
Coding region: 1-1239 (412 amino acids)
Biological process (GO): lipid transport
Source: RefSeq, a predicted model, not a curated record